Molecule: messenger RNA, 1327 nt
Organism: Oryza brachyantha (malo sina)
Lineage: Eukaryota; Viridiplantae; Streptophyta; Magnoliopsida; Poales; Poaceae
Product: (+)-neomenthol dehydrogenase-like
Exons: 5
Coding region: 88-1026 (312 amino acids)
Cellular component (GO): membrane
Source: RefSeq, a predicted model, not a curated record
CAAACCUUUCUACCUCUAUUUCUUGCAAAUGCACGAUUGAACUGCGUUUCUUGUACAGCUACAGCUACGUGUUAGGAGCUAUCCACAAUGAGACCAGGAGGCAACAACUCCUUCCCGGCCGAGAAAAGGGUUGCAGUGGUGACAGGAGGCAAUAGAGGAAUUGGGCUUGAGAUCUGCAAGCAGCUGGCCGCCAAUGGAGUCACCGUCGUUUUGACGGCGAGGGGCGAGGAGAGAGGCGCCGGAGCAGCGGCCGCGCUUCGCCGGCUCGGGCUGUCGGAGGUCCUGUUCCACCAGCUAGACGUGGCUGAGCCGUCCAGCGCCGCUUGCUUGGCUGAUUUUGUUAGGAACAAGUUUGGCAAGCUCGACAUAUUGGUCAACAAUGCAGGAAUUUUGGGAGCUACAUUUGAUUUUGGCGGCUUAGACCUUGACAAAGCGAUUGAAGGCAAGAAUGCAAACGAGACGCUGGAAUGGUUGGGGCAGCACACCGUGGAGACUUCGGAGAAUGCACAAGAAUGCUUGAGAGUAAACUACCAUGGUGCCAAGAAUGCCAUAGAGGCACUUCUUCCUCUCCUCCAAUCCUCUCCUGACGGAAGAAUCGUGACUGUUUCCUCUUCUUUUGGACAGCUUUCAUUUUUCAGCGGGGAGCAACUCAAAGAGGAGCUCAACAAUGCCGAUAGGCUAAGCGAGGAGAGGAUAGACGAGCUGGCAGAGCUGUUCGUCAGGGACUUCAGGGACGGCGAGCUGGAGUCGCGCGGAUGGCCGGCGAGAGCCGACAGGUUCAUGGCCUACAAGACGUCCAAGGCGCUGCAGAACGCUUACACGAGGGUCCUCGCGAGGAAGCACGCCUCGUCGCCGCUGCGCGUCAACUGCGUGCAUCCCGGGUACGUCAGGACGGACAUGACCCUCGGCACCGGGGAGCUGACGGUGGAGGAGGGCGCUGCUGGCCCCGUCGCGGUCGCCCUCUCGCCGCCGGGAGGCGCCACGGGCGUGUUCUUCGUCCGCACCGAACCGGCGUCCUUCGUGUGAUUCCUCCAAAGGCGUCAGGCUGCAGCUUGUUUUUCAUAUCAACUAGCUAAAUGUCAGUGUGCGCUGUAACAUAUUACUGGAAAUAGCAAAAUUAAGUCCUGUUGUAAAAAUAUUUUUAAUUGGUUGAAUCAAGAACGCGUGUGUAUUAUAAACAAAAAUAUUUUAUCUGAAAACAAAAACAAAAAUAUUAUUGCUUAGUAAAUUGAGUUGUAGAUUUGCAUAAGUACAAGAAAAGUUACAACAUUCACAUAUGUUGUGCUCGUAUAAUGAUCCACUUAAAAGAUAUGUGAUGACAUACUCG